Molecule: messenger RNA, 252 nt
Organism: Schistosoma mattheei
Lineage: Eukaryota; Metazoa; Platyhelminthes; Trematoda; Strigeidida; Schistosomatidae
Source: the annotation of a GenBank genome assembly
AUGCAUACAAGCUCUUUGAAAGAAUAUUGUUUAUUAGAAGCUCUGAGAUUGUACAUUGAAAAAGGCGCGGCUUGCGUAAUGUGCGUUACACCGCGUGUUUUUUCUCGUUCUGUGGUUAAUUCAAGAGAGCUUUUGAAACAUAGAGUAUUGAAGCUGGUAUCUAGGCGAAGUGAUCCGGUCGAGACCAUCGUGUUCACGUUAACUGUAGUCGUACAACGCUUUUAUGGCGUUCAGUCAUUUGGGUUUGAUUAA